This is a messenger RNA of Coccidioides posadasii C735 delta SOWgp, 2051 nucleotides long. RefSeq lists its product as uncharacterized. NCBI's taxonomy places the organism in Eukaryota, Fungi, Ascomycota, Eurotiomycetes, Onygenales, Onygenaceae. Gene Ontology annotation, molecular function: transmembrane transporter activity. The record is from RefSeq and is a predicted model, not a curated record. Gene Ontology annotation, biological process: transmembrane transport.
CAGGGCGCGGCCGUCUCGAUCCUCGCGGCUUCCUACAUAGUUUCGAGUUGUUUCUUUCCUUUUUCUUUUUUCUUCCCCCGCCGUUUCUCUCUUCCCUGCCAUUAAUUUCCCUCGCUCUGGAAGGCGUCGAGUGUUUUGUGUGUUUGUUUGUUUGUUUGUCCAUCGCCACCUUAGCAGCGAGACCUGUUGCGCGCUCUGCUUCAAAUGGUUCACGUCGUCCAGCAGCCGUCUACACUCUUGCUUCGGCAUAAUCAGAAUAACCGACAACCGAGUACAGCUGUGAUAUCGCAGCUCUGCUCAACACUGACCCUACCACGAUGAAGCGAGGCACGCCAAAGCUGCCGGUCCAGCAGUUUGUGAUAUUGUCAAUAUGCCGCUUCGCUGAGCCUGUCAUCUUCACAUCUGUCUUUCCAUAUCUUCCUGAAAUGAUUCGCAGCCUUGGCGUUCCCAAGAAAGAAGUUUCGAAAUGGGUGGGAUUUACAUCCGCCAUAUUCUCGAUAUGCCAAUGCCUCACAGCAGUCUCAUGGGGCAACUUAUCAGAUCGAAUCGGCCGCAAACCAAUCAUCCUCAUAGGACUUUUCGUUACAAUGACAUUUAGCAUCAUCUUCGGUCUCUCAAAAUCGUUGCCGAUGGCCAUAUUGGCGCGUGCUUGUAUAGGUCUCGGAAACGGGAACGUUGGUAUUAUCAGAACCGUUGUUGCGGAACUGGUUCCCGAGAAGGAACUCCAACCACGAGCAUUUAGCCUGAUGCCUCUCGUCUGGACCAUCGGCAGUAUUUUCGGGCCUGCAUUUGGCGGAGCUCUGGCGGAUCCGGCAAAAAGGCAUCCUGAGGUUUUUGGCCACAUUGAAUUCUUCAAAAAAUAUCCUUUUGCUUUGCCAAACAUCGCUGCUUCAGUCUUCUUUAUCAUUGGUAUCGAAACGUUGGAGUCCAGGAAAUAUAAACGUGAUUAUGGUCUUAUGUUCGGUGACAUGCUGAUAGGAGCCUGCUGCGGACGACGAACGAAACCAAAGACAGCUUCGCCAGUUGAUGACGAAAGAACACCGCUUCUAAAUGGAGACAGAACCUCUCGUUCCGAAAUACCACACCAGAAAAAAAGUGAAGGGAAACCUGCAAAGCUGACAUGGGCUGAAAUUCUCUCACCUCAAUCUCAACUCAUCCUUCUAGAGUAUGCUGCGCUAGGAUUACACUCCCUAGCGUUUGAUUCAGUGUUCCCCGUCUUUUUGAAUUAUCCCGUGGAAGAAUCCGGUGGGCACAUAGGCAUGAAGCUACCAUUCAAGUUUGCCCGUGGAUUUGGGAUAGACUCCCAAGCCAUCGGAAUUCUAUACACUCUAAACGGAAUUAUUGGCAUGAUUGUUCAGUUCUUCAUCUUUCCCUAUACGGCGAAUCGUUAUGGAGUCCUUUACUGUCUCAAAAUAACCUCCCUCGGAUUCCCUCUUGUUUACGCCCUCAUCCCCUUCACGGCAUUAUUUCCGACGGACGCUACUCGCCAAAUUGCUGCUUUCAUACUUUUAUGUGCAAAACUCGGCUGUGUAGUUUUCGCUUUCCCAUGCUGCACUAUCCUUCUUACCAACUCCGCUCCUAGCGUCCAGGUUCUGGGUACAUUGAAUGGAGUGGCAACGAGUGUUGCCGCGAUUGGAAGAGCCGUUGGCCCCGCGUUUAUCGGUGCCGUCUUCUCUAUCGGUGUGAAAAUGGGGUACAUGAUUUUCCCGUGGUGGACACUGGCAAUUAUAGGACUGCUGAGUGCUGUGCCUGUCUUCUGGGUCAUAGAAACUGACGGUUUUGCGGGCGCUUCUCUGGAUGACGAUGAUGGUAGUGACGAUAGUGAGAGUGAACAGCCAUAUGAGGAGGCCCCGACAAGCUAUAUUUCCGGGGGAAAUGAGGGCCUUAUUGUGGAGCGAGUGAACAGCAAAGCAACUGAUGCAGAGACGUUACGGAUUUGUGAAAAUGCAGCGAAUGAUUCGGAGUCAGACCAUGAUGAUACUGAAAACACCAGAAUUAAGGAUUACUCGUCGAUUGACGAUCCACGACGGGGAUUACGACCCAAUAACUAG